Messenger RNA from Dictyostelium discoideum AX4, 1002 nucleotides. RefSeq lists its product as hypothetical. The record is from RefSeq and is a predicted model, not a curated record. Lineage: Eukaryota; Evosea; Eumycetozoa; Dictyosteliales; Dictyosteliaceae. Gene Ontology annotation, molecular function: sulfurtransferase activity; thiosulfate-cyanide sulfurtransferase activity. The coding region runs from base 1 to 1002 and encodes 333 amino acids. The transcript has a single exon.
AUGUUAAAGAGUUUAAUUAUUAAUAUUAAUAAAUCUUCAGUAACAUCAAAUAAUAUUUCAAAAUUUUCAAAAGUUAAUCAAAUCAAUAGAUAUUUCAGUAGUAAAAUGACAAAUGUUGGUGAUAGAUCAAAAUUAUUUGUUUCACCAAAAUGGUUAAAAGAGAACCAAAACAAUGUAAAGAUUGUAGAUGCAAGUUGGUUUAUGGCACAUGAAAAGAGAGAUCCAAGAAAAGAAUUUGUAGAUAAACAUAUAAAAUCAGCCAAAUUAUUCGAUAUCGAUGAAAUUUGUGACAAAACUGUAUCAUUACCACACAAUUUACCAAGUGAACAAGUAUUUGAAAAAGAGAUGAAACGUUUAGGAAUCACCAACGAUGAUCAUAUUAUCAUCUAUGAUACGCGUGCUCAAUAUGUUGCAUCAGCACGUGUUUGGUGGACAUUUUUAAUAUUUGGUCAUUCUGCAUCAAAAGUUAGUUUAUUGGAAGGUGGUCUACCAGCAUGGGAAAGAGAAGGUUAUCCAGUUCAAUCAGGUCCAAUCGAAAAUUCAAACAACGAUGAAUCAAAAACAUAUAAAUCAACAUUCAAUAAUGAUUUAGUAAAGAAUAAACAAGAUAUUUUAAGCAAUUUGCAAAGCAAAGAAUAUCAACUCAUUGAUGCACGUUCAGCCGAUAGAUUCUGGGGUAGAGUUGAUGAACCAAGACCAGGUCUUCUUAGAGGUCAUAUUCCAAACUCUUUAAAUAUUCCAUGGACAGAUUUAAUUGAACCAGUAGCAAAUGGUGGUCAUGGUGGUUUCAUUCCAAAUGAUAAGGUUUUAACAACAUUCAAAGAAAAAGGUGUUGAUCUUUCCUCUAAAAUCGCUACAACUUGUGGUUCUGGUACAACUGCCGCUGUAUUAUCUUUAGGUUUAUAUAAAUUAGGUUAUCCAUUAGCACCAAUUUAUGAUGGUUCUUGGUCAGAAUGGGGUUUACCUGUAAAUAAAUUACCAACUUCAUGUUCAAAUAAUUAA